This is a messenger RNA of Habropoda laboriosa, 769 nucleotides long. RefSeq lists its product as uncharacterized. The record is from RefSeq and is a predicted model, not a curated record. NCBI's taxonomy places the organism in Eukaryota, Metazoa, Arthropoda, Insecta, Hymenoptera, Apidae. Bases 52 to 753 code for a protein of 233 amino acids. The transcript is spliced from 3 exons.
CUGACAUCGUUGACACAAGCAUUUAAUUUGAAUUUCGAUAACAAAGAUGGUAUGAUUUCUUCGAAUCAAGUGAACAAUUCUGACAUCCUUCAAAAAGAUAGCGCCUACGAUACAUACCGAUUGAGGACGGAACACACACCAACAUCGGCUUGUAUUCUCCAAAACAAAGAUAUCGACAUCCUCACCGCAAAUAUGGCUCACAAAGAUUGGAUUCCCGACCAGGAUCGCCAGUUGUACUCAUGUUUUCCGCACCAAAAUAGCGGUAGAAGCACAGAUUCGUUACAAAUAGUGUGUAGCCACAGUGUAACACCAUGCACGCGAAACGGACAUUUGCAGAGAGAUAAAAGUUCGAUUGAAAAUCAAAAAUACGAGGGAAGUAACAGUAAGAAAAGGAAAUUAGAAUCUGUAUAUAAAUUGGCUGAUAUGGCUAGAAAGACUAAAACAAAUGAAGCGAAGAUUUCUUCCAAAUGGUUGAGAUUUACGUUUGAGGAUUUAAACGGAUAUGGUGUUGCACUUCAAUCGAUGAAGGAGAUUCUUUUGGUUCUCCAAAAUGAAAAGAUAACAAGACAACAUAUGAGGAAAAGAUGCUGGAAGGAUACUUUAGAAGAACAGGCUGUGAAUGCGAUCUUAAAUUUUUGUGAUGUUUUCGAAGCUGAAAAUAAAACUUCAAUAUGCACGGAAGAAAUUGUACAGGCAGUGACUAGUUUCCUGGACAAGUGUAUAGAAAAUACUGGAUUGAAUAAGUUAAACUAAAAUAUGAUAAAUAUUU